Molecule: messenger RNA, 423 nt
Organism: Daldinia vernicosa
Lineage: Eukaryota; Fungi; Ascomycota; Sordariomycetes; Xylariales; Hypoxylaceae
Exons: 2
Coding region: 1-423 (140 amino acids)
Source: RefSeq, a predicted model, not a curated record
AUGACAGGAGAAAAUAUAACAGACUCACCCCCCAAGUUCACCAACACUUUCGCCAACGAACAGCCCGCCAGUCCGGAACGGGAACGAACGGGAUCGCGAGACUACUCUCAUACUGACGAAUGGGACGCAGCCAAAACACCCCCCUCGCGCUUCCAAAAGCGCAAAGGCAGCAUCUACGCCACGCCCUCGUCCCGCGACGGCCACGUAGACCGUAACCGUGAGGCGGUCGAGGGCUUCCACAAGGCGCACUCGCAGCGCUGGUCCAUAAGCAGUUCCGGAUCGAGCCGUCGCGGCAGCCUGCCCGGAAAUCUGCCCGGGAACAUGUCCGGAAACCUGUCCGGAAACAACAACAGCAACGACAACACUACCACUACCACGACUGCCGCGUCUCCGAGCGAACAGCGUCGCAAAGCCAGCCAGUAG